Messenger RNA from Electrophorus electricus (electric eel), 3554 nucleotides. Its product is annotated as nephronectin. The record is from RefSeq and is a predicted model, not a curated record. Gene Ontology annotation, molecular function: calcium ion binding. Gene Ontology annotation, cellular component: membrane. NCBI's taxonomy places the organism in Eukaryota, Metazoa, Chordata, Actinopteri, Gymnotiformes, Gymnotidae.
CCUGCGCAUGCCUCGCACGCGCUCACACGCUCUUACAAGCUGCUCGAGCGGCCGCGAGCGCACAUCCUCCAGUCCGUUCCGUCGUUUGCACUCGCCGCGCUUUUCCGUGUCUGCGCGGCGGCACGUUGCAGGUUUUGUGUAAACCUUAGAUGUGAUGAGCGGAAACACCGCGCGUCUCUGCGGGGCGACUGCAGCUGCUCUCCGCACUUCUGCGAGAUUGGUGGAGUUACGCGCACGCAGUGGUGUCCUACCUCCAGCGCGUUCAGCGCCUCGUGGGAUGUGAUUUAACAUUUUGAUGAGGAGCCCGUGCUCGCUUUCCUGCUGUGGAGCUUCCAGCGCGUGAAGAGGAGCGACACCAGCAUGGUCUCGUGGCUGAAGUUGUUCCUGCUGAGCGGCGUCUGCCUCGCCUGGUCUGAGGACAGGCUGGCCAAUGGGAUGUGUCGCUAUGGUAACAGGGUGGCGUGCUGCUGGGGAUGGACACAAGAGACCUGGGGACGAUGUAGACCAAUGUGUGAGCUGGGCUGUAAACACGGGAAGUGUGUUGGACCUGAUCAGUGCCACUGUCACGCAGGAUACACGGGCAAGACGUGCAACCAAGAUUUGAAUGAGUGUGGGUUGAAGCCCCGGCCCUGUCUAGACCGCUGCAUGAACACUCUGGGCAGCUAUAAGUGCUACUGUCUCCACGGCUACAUGACCAUGAGGGAUGGAACAUGCAGGAAUGCCCGCACGUGUGCCAUGACUAACUGUCAGUAUGGCUGUGCCGUGAUGAAGGGAGAGGUUGUGUGUCAGUGCCCAUCGCCAGGGUUACGUCUUGCCCCAGACCGCCGUACCUGUGUGGAUAUUGAUGAGUGUGUGACAGGAGAUGCAAGGUGUCCAAGGUUUCGGAAGUGUGUGAAUACAUUCGGUAGCUACAUCUGCAGAUGUCACAGGGGUUUUGAGCUUCACUACGUCAAUGGCAAGUACCAGUGCACAGAUAAAAAUGACUUCUCUAUCUGCCGUGACAAGCCAGGCUCCAAGAACUGCAAAUGUAAAACUGCUACAUAUGGGAAGGGCUAUGACUGCAAACCUCUCAUUAAAGUGACCAUUCAGCCAGCCAGACCAGCAACAACAUCAAGACCUACAACCAAAAUCACCACUGCAACAACCACCAGGACUUCCACUCCUCCAACCAUAACUGCCUCAGCCAAGAGACCUGUCAUGACCACAACAUCCACAAUGAUAAUCACAGCAACAAUCACUUCACCAACAACCAUGGCCACUUCAACAAGUCCUCCAUCAACAACCCCAACUACUGUAGCUCCAACAACACCAACUACUGCAGAUCCAACAACCCCAAAUACUGCAGAUCCAACAAGCCCAACUACUGUAGCUCCAACAACCCCAACUACUGUAGCUCCAACAACCACAGCUAUUGCAGAUCCAACAACCCCAACUACUGUAGCUCCAGCAACCCCAACUACUGCAGAUCCAACAACCCCAACUACUGUAGCUCCAGCAACCCCAACUACUGCAGAUCCAACAACCCCAACUACUGGAGCUCCAACAACCCCAACUACUGCAGAUCCAACAACCCCAACUACUGUAGCUCCAACAACCCCAAAUACUGGAGCUACAACAUUCACAUCCACUGUAACUACAACAACCCCAACUACUGUAGCUACAAGACAUCCAACCUCUGUGGCUACAACACUUCCUACCAUUGUUCCAACAACACACACACUCACACACACAACACUGGGGCUAUUUACCCUAACAACCAAAAAUACCACAACCACAACCACCCCCAGACCUGUUUCCACAACAACCAUCACAAUGACAACAGCCACCCUAGCAACCACUGCAGCUCCACCUAGCUCAUCAGCGCCCUCUAUAGAUCCACUGAUCACCAGCACCCUGGAUAACCGCAUCCAGGACAUAACUCAUCGACCCCGAGGAGAUGUGCACAUCCCACGCAACACUGGAGAGAACAGCCUGUUUGAUCUGGACUUUGAUAUCGAGCUGGGGAACACAGAGGGAUACGCCCGUGACGAUCCGGGUGCUGGCUCCUUAAGCUGCUCCUUUGAUCAUGGUGUGUGCAGCUGGAUGACUGAUGGUGAGGGUGAUUUGCACUGGGAGGCAGUGGAUGAUCCAGCAGGUGGGCGGUAUCUGAUAGUACCGGAGGCCACAACUGGACCAAGUGUCAAAGGGGCGCGGCUCACCAUUCCUUUAGCCCCGCCCCUGAUUCGAAUUUGGCAAGGGGGAGACCUCUGUCUGUCAUUCAGGCACCUCCUUUCGGGGCAUCACACUGGCUCCCUGCAGGUGUUUGUAAGGAAGGGGCAGAGUCACAGCCCUGCGAUCUGGACCAGAACUGGAGGCCAGGGCUGGAGGAACACCCAAAUCACAGCAUGGGGGCGGGGCCUCGAAAGUGUGGUGCUGAAGGGAGAACGGAGGAAGGGUGGAAAGAUCGCCGUCGACGACUUCCGCUUACAGCGAGGAGCCUGCCGUGAUAGUGGCAGAGAGUAACACACACACACACUACAACUGUCAGUCAUUACAGAGAGGACCUCAAGCUUGCUGCUCUAUACUGUCACUGAUCUCCAUGGUGACUGGUCAACACUGUCACUGAUCUCCAUGGUGACUGGUCAGUGCUGUCACUGAUCUCCAUGGUGACUGGUCAGUGCUGUCACUGAUCUCCAUGGUGACUGGUCAACACUGUCACUGAUCUCCAUGGUGACUGGUCAACACUGUCACUGAUCUCCAUGGUGACUGGUCACCGCUGUCACUGAUCUCCAUGGUGACUGGUCAGUGCUGUCACUGAUCUCCAUGGUGACUGGUCAACACUGUCACUGAUCUCCAUGGUGACUGGUCAACACUGUCACUGAUCUCCAUGGUGACUGUCCAGCACAGUGGGACAUAUGGGACAGUGACGUUUCUUCAGGACUCCUGGGAGGAGGGUGUGAAGCGCCCAGGUGUCCGCUGUGUGAUUGGUGCAAGUCUCCUUCUCUGCCAACACUACAAAGCUGAACAUAAAGUGAAAUUUAGCGACCAAGAAGGGAGUGCAGCUUCAAACAAUGACAUCACAGCGUAAACGUUCUGAAGAGUGUGCGUUUUUCCUUUUCAUAACAGUUGUAAAUAUUUAACUCAGCUUGAAUGUCCUUUACAGUGGCAUGUUAACUGUUUGAAACCCAUGAGACGCUCACAGUCACAGACAUAGACAGUCACCAGUCUGGAAAGUUCUUUACUGUUCCUACACCAUUACAGGCCAGCCAGUGCUAAACCAUUACAGUAGCACAGCUGGAGGUGGCCAGCAUGAAACAUUUAUUCUCGUGUUUUGUGGUUCAGAAUCUACUUCUGUUACUCUGCGUAUUUAUUACUGAUGCAAUGUAACAUUUAAUCAUUUUUAAUAAAAUAACAAUAAUAAGGGGUUUAUGAAUUCUUAUGUUUGCUGAGAACUCUGCAUACUACAAACCCACAUUAUGGUUGCGUUCUGUUCACGCUAAUUUAUGUUUGUGAUAAUUGAAUUUUAUGAGAAUUAAAUGACACCUUUUGUGAUUGUCAGUAUUACAAUAACUUCA